AUGGCAGCAGGUCAGCGAGGGCGAUUUCCAGGUUGUGGGAAAAGUCAGAGUGUGGAGUCUGAUUAUCGUGGGGACCGUUCUCACUGUAACAGCAAGAACACUCAAAUGUCUUCGCUGUUGUCAGCCCUAGGUGGUCUGGGUGUCCCCAGAGUGAAGUGUUGGGCAGAAGUUCUUCUUUAUUUCCUCCUCAUUAGUAUUGUGAAAAUUCCUAGUGUCAAUUUCAGAGCAGCAGAGGGGAGUGGGGCUCUGUGUCUUGUCAACAAUUUUUAUGAUGAUAAUGAAUAUAAACAGAGAGGAUCCAACCCCUAUCACAGGGGCCCCCACUAUCCUCUGAACAGGAAGUUGAGCAUGUUGGUGCAAUUCCUGCUGGAGAAGAAAGAGUUCAUUGUGAAGGCCGACUUGCUGAAGCUUGUCAGCAGAAAGUACAAGCAGCACUUCCCUGAGAUCCUCAGGAGAACCUCUGAGCUCUUGGAGGUGGUCUUUGGUGUUGAAUUGAAAGAAAUGGAAUCUGGCGGUGACUCCUACACUCUUGUCAGCAACCUGGGCCUCUCCAGUGAAGGAAGUCUGAGUGAUGAUAAGGGGCUGCCGAAGACGGGUCUCCUGAUGUUGUUCCUGGGUUUGAUCUUCAUGAAAGGCAACCGUGCCACUGAAGAGGAAGUCUGGAAGUUCCUGAAUGUGGUGGGGAUCUAUGCUGGGAGGAGGCACUUAAUCUUUGGGGAGCCCCGUAAGUUCGUCACAGAAGAUUUGGUGUAAGAAGGGUACCUGGAGUACUGGCAGGGGUACAACAGUGAUCCUCUGUGCUAUGAGUUCCUGUGGGGUCCACGAGCCCAUGCUGAAACCACCAAGAUGAGAGUCCUGGAAGUUUUGGCCAAGAUCAAUGACAUUGCUCCAGGUGCCUUCUCAUCACAAUAUGAAGAGGCUUUGCAAGAUGAGGAAGAGAGCUCAAGCCAGAGAUGCAGCCGAGACUGGCACUACUGCAGUGGCCAAGACUGUUUCAGGGCCAAGUUCAGCAGCUUCUCUCAACCCUAUUGA
Messenger RNA from Nomascus leucogenys (northern white-cheeked gibbon), 1032 nucleotides. It is a transcript of the gene MAGEB5, whose product is annotated as MAGE family member B5. The record is from RefSeq and is a predicted model, not a curated record. NCBI's taxonomy places the organism in Eukaryota, Metazoa, Chordata, Mammalia, Primates, Hylobatidae. Gene Ontology annotation, biological process: negative regulation of transcription by RNA polymerase II. Gene Ontology annotation, cellular component: nucleus.